Ostreococcus lucimarinus CCE9901 is the source of this 681-nucleotide messenger RNA. RefSeq lists its product with no specific name. Bases 1 to 681 code for a protein of 226 amino acids. Gene Ontology annotation, molecular function: snRNA binding; RNA methyltransferase activity; O-methyltransferase activity. The record is from RefSeq and is a predicted model, not a curated record. Gene Ontology annotation, biological process: snRNA modification. NCBI's taxonomy places the organism in Eukaryota, Viridiplantae, Chlorophyta, Mamiellophyceae, Mamiellales, Bathycoccaceae. The transcript has a single exon.
AUGGAGGAUCACAGGCUGGAGGCGCUCCGGGACGAGUGGUUUCGAGGGAAGCGCGCGUGCGACGUCGGAUGCAACGAUGGAUUGUUCUCCCUGUCCCUCGUCGGCGCGUUCGCCCCGGCGUCGUGCGUGUGCUUAGACAUAGAUAGUGAUCUCGUGCGAGCGGCGCAGCGAAAACUGGAGGCGUUGCGGAGACACAGCGCGGCGCAGGCGGGCGCGGCGGAGCGCGGCGAAGGCGAAGGCGCGUUGGCGGACGCGGGUCAAGCGUUCGGUGGGGUCGAAUUCCGACGAGCGAACGCCGUGGAGUUUGAUUUCGGAAACGAAAAGUUCGACGUCAUUCUCUUGCUCAGCGUCACGAAGUGGAUUCACUUGAAUUUCGGCGACGACGGCGUGAAAACCGUCCUUCGCAAGUGUCGCGACGCCCUCGUCCCCGGCGGUUCCCUCAUCAUCGAACCGCAACCGUGGAAAUCGUACAAAUCCACGCUGCGCAAAAAGAUCAACGGCGUUCCGGUGCUUCCGGACGAGUGCAAGGCGAACUUAGCCGCGAUCGAGUUCCGCCCCGACGCGUUCGAGGCGCACCUCCUCGGCCGCGACGGCGGUUUCGCCUCCGCCGAGCGCCUUCGCCCCGCGGGCACCGCCGCGUUCGACCGCGAGAUCUUCCGAUUCAUCAAGCACCACCAUUAA